Messenger RNA from Halichondria panicea, 737 nucleotides. Its product is annotated as COP9 signalosome complex subunit 8-like. Gene Ontology annotation, biological process: COP9 signalosome assembly; protein deneddylation. The transcript is spliced from 6 exons. The coding region runs from base 47 to 622 and encodes 191 amino acids. Gene Ontology annotation, cellular component: COP9 signalosome. The record is from RefSeq and is a predicted model, not a curated record. NCBI's taxonomy places the organism in Eukaryota, Metazoa, Porifera, Demospongiae, Suberitida, Halichondriidae.
AAUGGAGAAAAGACAAAGUGGGCUUUAAAUAAAACAUUGGGUUAAAAUGGAUGAUCUGUUGAGAACCGAAGAUUUUGGGGCUCUUGCGUACUAUUGUGAGCAAGAAGAGUUGAAGGCUAUGGGAGGUGUGGCCAGUGCUCAAGUGUACUCAACUCUGUUGGGAGUUUAUCUGCUCCAAAACGAACUAGACCACGCUAAGCUCCUAUGGCAGAGGAUCCCCGAGUCAAUGAAGCAGGACAGUCGUGAGAUAGGAGAACUCUGGGAGAUUGGAAAGAGAUUAUGGAGGAGAGACUUCUCUGCUGUGUAUGAACUGGCCAAGAAUCCAGAAUGGCCACCCUAUUUAGAGUCCAUCGUGUCCGGACUAGUGGCCAAAUUAAGAGAGCGACUUCUCAUUCUAGUGGGCAAGGCAUACACUACAAUACGAGUACCUGACCUUUGCACCCUGCUGGGACAGUCUGAGGCAGAAAUUAAGCAAAUGUCUGUUGAGAGAAGCUGGGAUUUCGAUGACCAGAGAAAUGUCAUAUUACCGAAACCUAUAAAAGUGUUGGAGGGUGAGCUAUUGCAGGAGCAUAAGGAGAGACUUCAGAAACUGACUGACAUUAUUUCAUUCUUAGAAAACUAGUGUGUCUUCAUUUAAUCACUAUAACUGUACAUUGUUUUUUUUUAGUCACCAUUGGUGUACAUUGCUAUGACUACCAUGUUGUGUUGUGCGAUAAUAAUUGUUUGGUUUAUAAUUA